GCAUGUGGCGUAAGCUACAAAAGCACAUAUUCGCCAUGUUUUUUAAUAGUAUAAUAUUCAUAUUUAAGUCACGGAACUGCUUUACCUGAGCGGUUAGCUACAGUUUUCAAAAGCGGUUACGUAAGGGAUUUUGUCCUCUGUCUCUCGCCGUAUACUUUUGACAGCUGCUCCACGUAAACAUGGCUGAAGAAAGUCUGAUUGAAGACGAAGAUGAAAACAUUUUAUACGAUUUACUUGUUAUUACUGAAUGGCCGCCAGAGACGGACACGCAGCUCCGAGGCAACAAGGAGCACAACACGUCACUUAUUGCAAAAGCAGUGACCGGGCCAUUUCGCUUAAUCUUGCACUACUUGUGGUACAGCCCCUCCAGCUCGUCUCUGCCUCUCGGUCUUGUCCGCCAGGCGAACAAGCAGAUCAACUGGCAGCUGGUGCUUGCAAGUAAUGGCAAACUGCUGGCAGUGGUUCAGGACCAGUGUGUGGAGAUUAGGUCUGUGAGGGAUGACUUUGGAUCAGUCAUUGGGAAAUGCCAGGUGCCAAAGGACCCGAACCCCCAGUGGCGAAAAGUGGCAUGGAGCCACGACUGCACCCUGCUGGCCUACGCCGACAGCACUGGCACCGUGCGGCUUUUCGACCUCAUGGGAAGCGAACUCUUUGUCAUCCCUCCGGCGGUGAGCUUUCCCGGAGAUUUCAGUUGUGCGGUGGCAGGCCUGAUCUUCCUGGAGUACACGGCCAGCGCCCAGUGGUCAGCCGAGCUGCUUGUUAUCACGUACGGUGGCGGGCUCAAGAGCUAUCUUGUCAGUGUGGGAACCAAUCAAAACUUCCAAGAGAACCACAGCUUCAGUUUCUCCGCUCACUACUCCCACGGCAUCACCUCAGCCGUUUACCACCCUGGUCACCGAUUGCUGCUGGUGGGGGGCUGUGAGUCGGGGGAUGACAGUACAUCCAAGGCCUCUUGCUUAGGGAUUACAGCCUGGAGGACUCUGUCUGGCUCGCCGCACUACAAGCAGGUCACCAGCUAUGAGGAUGAUGUCAAUCCGAAUCAGAAGAGAGGUUUCAUCAGGAUGCCCAGCUUCAGAUUUUUUCCCAGACAAGGAGAUGAAAAGGACGGUGUAUUCCGCAUGAGCAUGAGCCCCGAUGGCACCCUGCUGGCUGUCAUCCACUUCUCUGGUCGUUUGUCUCUCUGGGACAUCCCGUCUCUCAAACAGAGGGCCACAUGGGCCCAAGACCAACAGCCAGGAUUUGAGGAGAUCAACCCAGAGUGGAAGACAUCGCUGGAGAGAAGGAAGAAAAUAAAAGAUAAGGAGCAGUACUACCCGUUGGUAGAUGUGAGCUGGUGGAGCGACAACGUGUUGAUUCUGGCUCGCUGCUCCGGCUCCGUCACCGUCUCAUCCGUCAGGACGCUGCGCAACCUGCUGGGGAAAUCCUGCGAAUGGUUCGAGCCCUCACCUCGAGUCACCGCUGCACACGACGGGGGCUUCCUCAGCCUGGAGUGUGAGGUGAAGCUGGCUCAGAAGCGUGGGCGCCUCGAGAGCAACCUGACUGGCGAGCCCGGCGAUGAUGAGGAGGGUGAUGAUGGCGGAGACUCUGACUCUGAUGACGACUCCUCAGCCAAAGCCCGCUACUUUGGCUACAUCAAGCAGGGACUGUAUUAUGUGACGGAGAUGGAGCGGUUCGCCCCGCCACGCAAGCGCCCCCGCACCGUGAUCAAGAACUACCGCCUGGUCAGCCUGAGGUCAACAACACCAGAGGAGUUGUACCAGAGGAAGAUUGACAACGAAGAAUACGGAGAGGCCCUGUCUCUCGCCCAUGCCUAUAAUCUGGAUUCUGACCUCGUCUACCAGAGACAGUGGAGGAAGAGUACCGUCAGCAUCGCCUCAAUACAAGAUUAUCUGAGCAAGAUCUGCAAGCGCUCAUGGGUGCUGCACGAGUGUGUGGAGCGCGUCCCAGAGAACGUAGAUGCGGCCAAGGAGCUGCUGCAGUAUGGCCUGAAGGGAACCGACCUUGAGGCUCUCAUAGCCAUAGGAAACAGGGAAGAUGGGGGCAGGUUUAUCAUGCCAGGUGAUGUUGACGUUGAUGACCUUCCUUACGAAGACAUGUCAGACGAUUUGGAGCUGGAGAUGAAGAGGGAGAAGGAGAGCAGGAAGAGGCAAGAGUUGCUGGCCAAGGUCGACUUCAGCAGGCUGACCCUGGAGCAGAAGGAGCUGUGUCGGAGCCGGCUGAAACUCCUCUCCUACCUGGACCGGCUGGCAACAUACGAGGAGAUACUUGGCGGUCCUCACGCAGCCGAGCAGAAAUACGACGCCGAGUUCUUCAAGAAGUUCCGCAGUCAAAAUAUUGUUUUGUCAGCAAGAGACUACGCCAGGGAGAGUAACGUUCAAGCUCUUGACAUUCUGUUCACGUACCACGGGGCAGAACUCCUCCAGCAUCGGCUAGCUCUCCUGUACAACUUCCCAGAGACCACGUCUCCACACGAGUACACCAUCCUGCUGCCUGAAGCCUGCCUGAACGACAGAGACGAGUUGGUGUUGAUUCCAUGGGACGAGCAGAGGCACAGAGAGAUGGACUGGUGCGAGGCAGAGGAGUGCAGAGCUGUGCUGGACCAGAACCUGUUCGAUGAUGACAGCUUCCUGUACGAGGACGCUCCUGAGCUGCUGAGGUUCCGCACGGCGACGCCCUCCAUCGAGCUGCUGACCGACUGGUACCAGAGCAGGGCGAAGGAUAUCGACUCCUGCUCCAGACAGGUGGACUGCGCCCUGUCGCUGGUGCGUCUUGGGAAGGAGCGGGAGAUCCCAGGGCUGCAGCUCUUGUGCGAUGACCUGGUCACCAUGGAAACGCUUGUGUAUGAGACAUCAUGUGAAUUGAGUCUGACACUCAAAGAUUUGCAGCAGCUAAGCGACAUCGACAAGCUCCACCUGCUAAUGAAAAAUUCCAGAAACGAGCGUUAUGUGAAAGACACCUUCCAGUGGAUGGUGCCGUUCCUGCACCGCUGUGAGGGACAGAGAGAGGGUGCUGCCAAAUCACUGCUCAGAGAGUACCUGGUCAACCUGGCCCAGCGAGACCUCACCCUGCCCCUCAUCAUCUUCCAGCACUCCAAGCCUGACUGCCAGCAGAAGCUCAUCGGGGACCCAGACCAGCUGAUGGCGGUCGCUCUGGAGUGCAUCUACAGCUGUGAGAGAGACGACCAGCUCAGCCUCUGUUAUGACAUCCUGGAGUGUCUGCCGCAGAGGGGCUACGGGCCAGACACAGAUGACACCACAGCCCUCCACGAUCAGGUAGACAAACUUGAGAAACAUCUCAGUGUGGCGGAGGUUCUGGAGAAACACAGCCUGCAGAAGCCCAUUUCAUACGUGAAGAACAGCCAGAACAGCGAAGAGGAGGCCCAUCAACUGAUGGUGAAACUGUGCCGCCACACUGGCCGCAAAAUCCCUCCAGUGAGCGAGACGGUGUGGAAAGGUCUCCUGCAGGACCUGCUUGACAUGCAGCAGAACGUCUACGCCUGUCUCAAACCGGAGACGUGCCACCAGGUCUUUGUCGAGUCUCUGCUGUGUUCUAGCCGCGUGGAGAACGUGCGCCUGGCAGGGCAGCUCAUGCACUGCUCCAAGAUCAACCAGGACGUCCCUGUCAGCUUGUCUUUCCGGGGUAAAGGUUACGCUCUGAAGGUGUCCUAUGACAACAGCGUGGAAUUAGUGUUGGCUGCUGCCAGGGAGUACUUCAACUCCUCCACUACGCUGACAGACCCCUGCAUGAGCCUUGCCAGGACGUGUCUCCAGCUGAUCACAGACUGUCCCGUGGCCAUCCAGGACGAACUGGACCUCAUCAGCGCCCUCAGCCAGCUGGAAGACUUCGGUGUCAGCAUUCUGCCACUCCAAGUGCGUCUGCGAUCGGACCGCCUGUCUCUCAUCGAGGAGUGCAUCGCCCAAUGCUCCACGGCCUACAAGCAGUCCACCACUCUGCUCAAUCUGGCCUCGCUUCUCAGAGUCGCAGGGGAUGACAAGGCCAUGCGAAAAGGACAAGUGCUGACCCUGCUGGCAGAGCAAGCCCUCCAGUGUCUGGACUUCAAGGCCUCCUACAUCCACUGUCAGGACCUCAUGGCUGCAGGUUACAGUCCAGCGUGGGAUGUGUGCAGUCUGCUUGGUCAGUGUGAAGGCUACGGAGACCUGGAGGCCCGGCAGGAGCUUUUAGCCUUUUCUCUCACCCACUGUCCUCCUGACAACAUCCACAGCCUCCUGGCCGCCUCCAGUGACCUGCAGACUCAGGUGUUAUACCAGGCAGUUAACUAUCAGAUGGAGCCUGUUCGCGCUGAGAGUGGACGAGAGGCCGAUGAGAUGGACUCUGUGAAGGCUUGCGCCCCGUCCACAAGCUCCCCCGUGGGGACAGCGGGAGACCUGCUCCACAGGACCACAGCCAAGACCAUGGAGGUGCUGACCACUACAGGAGUGACCACCAAGGCCGUGCUGACCGCUGUCAGCGACCACCGCUGGUGGAAGGAAUCACUCAACUACCUCCGGCCACUGCAAGGUCACGACGCAGGAGCCACCAGUCAAGAAGGGGCGUGUGAAAACUCCAACCUGGAGCGUCAAGGCUGCAGCCCUUUUUAUCAGGACAUCAUUGAUGAUCCCUAUGUAGACCCGAGUCAAGAUGUGUAUUCGUCUUAUAAAGACGUGCCCCAGGAAAACUUUGCUGAGGUGUUGUUGAGGACGGGCAAACUGGCGGAGGCCAAAACCGAAGGACAAACUCCGUUUCCGGCCACAGAGGUUUUGUUGCAGCUGGCCAACGAUGCAUUUCCCAGGGACAUGAUGCUGGCUCUGUCCUACUUACUGGCCUUGCCUCAGGUACUGGAUGCCAACAGGUGUUUUGAGAAACAGUGUCACUCCGCCUUGUCCCUCCAGCUGGCUGCCUACUACUACUCCCUACAGAUCUACUCACGCCUCACACCCUGCUUCAAGAACAAAAGCCACACACUCUACCAGGCUGACCCAAAGGAGAUGAUCCGAUUGGUCACGCAGCAUGUGUCUGCGUAUUCCGAUUGGCCGGAGGAGCUGCAGAAGUUGAUCGGCCAGCUGCGAGUGUACAACGAGCGUCUGACCGACUUCACCCAGGCCCAGGUGUUACAGGGGCUGGGCCGCGGCGUGGACGUCCAGCGCUUCAGCUCCGACUCCAGCUACAAGAAAGAGACCAUACUUGGCCUCACAGAGACGCUGGAUGAUGGCGUGUACAGAAUCGCUCUGUCUUUGGCGAAGCGCUACAGUGUUCCUCUGUGGGAGGUCUACAUGACUCACCUCGAGUUCCUCUUUACAGAUAGCGGUCUGUCCACCAAAGAUAUUGAAUCCCGGAGUGAGUCCCUCGGUCUGUUUGACACUUUGAAGUGCAACCCUGAGGCAUUUUACCGCCACAUGACCAAGUACGUUCUGCCUACUGUGGAGGGAACCGAUCAGGCCCGCCUGCUCUACUACUACACCUUGCUGGACGCUGCAGGCUGUGAGCCUUUCGUCACCACAAUCAUCAAGCCAGAAUCCCACGUCAAACUGCUGAAGAAGCUUCGAGCUGUGGCCAGCGGUCUGAACUACCAUAAGCUGACUGAUGAAUCGUCGGAUCCUCUGGCCACUCUCCAACCAGUUCUGACCAGUCAGAACGUGCUGUCCAUCUCUAAACUUGCUAAUCGGCUUCCCGUGCCUGGUGAAGGAGGGGCAACGGUUUCAGCCAGUGCAGUCCACGCUGUGUGGCUGCAGAAGCUCUUUUGGAAAGGUGACCCCCAGUUGCUAAAGAGACCCCCACAGGGCGACCAGGACUACCUCCAUGCGUACGACACCUGCGCCAAGUACCUGGACAGGCUGGUGCCUGCUGAUUCUGUCCGCUUCCUGGACAGCAUCACCUUCUCGCCUGAUGCAGCCAAACAACUGAGCAUCCAGGCGAGGUCGGAGGUGAUAAAGCGAGCCACCAAAGCCCUGCGCCAGCUGGGCGAGAAGAGCAGGAAGAGAGCAGGCGACAGUAGCGGGGAGCAGGAAGGGACGGACCCAGCAGGGAUGACUUUUGAUGAGGCUCUGGCACACCUGCAGCAAUCACAGGCCCACCUGGACACCCUGAGUCAUGCCUUCAUUCUGUCACUCAAAGACAGCCAGCAGGAUUACAGUCAACUUUAUGAUCUGUCCCGAUCGGAGAGGUCGAAAGUGCAUGAGCUAGCCAUCACCAUGGCGACCGAUGGGCAGCCCCUGGAGCGCAUUGGCGAGCUUCUCCGUGUGGCUGUUGGACCUCUUGACCUGUCUGUCAAAUCAGUGCUUCGUGACGCAGUGGAGAGAGUCGUGGCCGCACUAAGCGGAGACCCAGACGCCCUGACAAAUUACCCGCAACCCCUCAGGGUCCUGGAGGCCAUGGUCACCGCUGUGCACAACAAUGUCCAGACCGGAGACAGCGCAGUGACAUCCGACGACCUCCUGGCUUGGCUGCAUCCAUUCUGCGGCGAUGCGUCGCUGCCCGUGCGGCCUCGGAUCGACGUGCUGCAGAUCCUCGAGAGUAACUUCAGCCUCCAGGACAGUGACGUCCGGCUCCUCCUGCUCUACAGAACUCAGGCAGUUCUCAAAGACAGAGAGGUUCAGACCGAAGAUGUCGAGAAUGAGGAGAAAAGGUACGCCCUCUUCUUGGAGCUGCUGGGAGCUGCGCAAAAGUGGGAAGACUUUCAGCUCCUCAUGCUUCUCCUGCAAGCCUGGCCACCCAUGAUGAAGGAGGAAGUGGCACAGUCGGAGCGUAACCCUUGGGUGGUGCUGACCUCAGCCUUGCUGACCCGCUGCCAGGGAUCAGAGGGCAAAUUGGACCUGGGUCAGCAGGUCGUCACCAUGGUGCGAUCUCUCUACAACGCCAAACACAAGCUUCCUGCAGAGUGCGUCAGACAUGUAACAAGCCUGCUGCUCCAGAGCCAGCCGAGCCUCCAGCAACCCGCACUCAAGCUGAUGGCUGAGAGCGGAGACGAGCAACUGCUGCAGCUGACUCGGGAUCAGAUCAACAGCAUGACCGCGGAGACGGCUUCCUCCUGCGACGCCGAGCUCCUCUCGCUGCUCCUGGACGCGGGGCUCCUGGUGGGCUGCGUCUCCUCGGCCCUGUACCCCCUGCUCAGCUCCCACAUGCUGUCCCACCAGCAGGAGGGAGGCUGGGACGUGGAGAAAGCCGCCGCUGAGCUGCUGGCGGCAGGCCACGGGCCUGAGGCGGGCUCCCUGCUGCUGGCUCACCGCGGAACCCACCAGGCCCAGUUCACCUUCAACUCUGCCUUGGCCGUGCUCAGGAAGUGGCUGUGAAGCGAAGGGGUGUGAGGGGAGAGUGAAUGCGUCGGGGAAGGCAGUUUUUGGAGCGCAGCCACGGACAAGGACGAUGAGGCAGAUUCAGAGAUGGAGAGUGGGAAGGUGUUGAGAGAAGAGCGGAAUUAGAUUGGAUUGAGAUCUGAAGAAUUUAGCGCGAGGCGAGAGUAGAAGCGAUAUCGAGCCGUACCUCUGGAUUUUGUUUCUGUAAUUGGGUUUCGGGGGGGAGUUUCAUCAACUGACGACACUUCAGCAGCAGCUGCAGUGUCUGCCUUGGAGGUGUAAGAGCGGAAACCUUUAAUAAUCGAAAACAUCUGCCCAAUUAGAAGCACGCACGCACAUAAACACAACUUUUCACCGCCUCUCAGUCACAACUGGAUGUUCAGACCGAUCAGAAGAAGAACACACCGCUUACGUCUAGUUGUGUUGUGCCGUCGUGUGCACUGCGUCCUAUUGUGCGAUCAAGUAAUUGAGCGGUAGCCGGGGAAAGCUGUGGGUGGAUAUUAGCCUAUUGUUCCAUGACAGGUUUGCCUCUUUGACGUCCCACCGUUAAACACCCUGCCGCUGCUCCAUUGUUUUCCCCCUAAUAAUGUCUAAUUAAUUCCUUCUAAACAAAUUAGCCCUGCAGCUGCCCCGUGCUGUGUGUGUAUGCAAAAAAAAAAUAUAUAUUGUAUACGUGCACCCAGCGAUAUCACGUCGAGCUAAUUACGCUGAGGAAUAAACAUGUGAGUGAGUGUGUGUGAGUGUAUGUGUGUGUGUGUUACGCACACAGCGAGGCUGUCGGCAUGCUUUGUUUCACUUUAUAAAGUACAGAUUUUAUUCUGUCCCAUCGUUGACAUCCGAAAUAAAGACAAAUCCAAUGUAA
Messenger RNA from Acanthopagrus latus (yellowfin seabream), 8151 nucleotides. It is a transcript of the gene nbas, whose product is annotated as NBAS subunit of NRZ tethering complex. The record is from RefSeq and is a predicted model, not a curated record. The coding region runs from base 180 to 7286 and encodes 2368 amino acids. The transcript is spliced from 53 exons. Lineage: Eukaryota; Metazoa; Chordata; Actinopteri; Spariformes; Sparidae. Gene Ontology annotation, molecular function: SNARE binding. Gene Ontology annotation, biological process: retrograde vesicle-mediated transport, Golgi to endoplasmic reticulum. Gene Ontology annotation, cellular component: Dsl1/NZR complex; endoplasmic reticulum membrane.